AUGCCAAAUGACCCCAGACUGAGGCGCCGCCAGAGCGCUGGCCCCGCCCGCCAGAGCACUGGCCCCGCCCGCCAGAGCACUGGCCCCGCCCGCCAGAGCACUGGCCCCGCCCGCCAGAGCGCUGGCCCCGGGCCGCCAGCCACCUACAAGAUGUCAAGAUGCCUCGGUGCCUCGGAGCUGCAGAGGGGAGGUGGGGGCUCUCUGGAGAGGUGGGGGCUCUCUGGGACAGACUACGCAGCGUUCCUCUUCUGUCCUUCUCUUGUACAAAACAUUGAAGCUUGA
Knipowitschia caucasica is the source of this 282-nucleotide messenger RNA. NCBI's taxonomy places the organism in Eukaryota, Metazoa, Chordata, Actinopteri, Gobiiformes, Gobiidae. The record is from the annotation of a GenBank genome assembly.